This is a messenger RNA of Saccostrea cuccullata (small rock oyster), 1965 nucleotides long. Its product is annotated as probable tRNA (uracil-O(2)-)-methyltransferase. The record is from RefSeq and is a predicted model, not a curated record. Gene Ontology annotation, biological process: tRNA methylation. Bases 14 to 1915 code for a protein of 633 amino acids. Lineage: Eukaryota; Metazoa; Mollusca; Bivalvia; Ostreida; Ostreidae. Gene Ontology annotation, molecular function: tRNA (uridine) methyltransferase activity; metal ion binding. The transcript is spliced from 11 exons.
UUGGAAGUGAAAUAUGGAAUAUCGUGAAAUUAAUCGUUGUUUAGACGCUUUUAAAUGUAUUAAGGUCGGUGAAAAAUCAACAGUCGGUAGUUUUGUAACUUUCUGUGAUGCAUUAACUAUCUGGAUAAACAAACCUCAUGUUGUAAAUCGGCGACUUUGUGGUUCAAAAGUUGUGUAUCAAGACAGCACGAGAGAGACCGACAUUCACAGUUUUGUAGACAGAUGUUUAUUAUCGUCCAGAAACUACCAACCAACACAUAAAACUGAUGAAGUAGAAGAAGUUCCACCCCUCUCAUCUUUGGUGGAUAUGAAGUUUUAUUUUAUUAUUCGAGAAUUUUUCUACAAACAACAGAACCAAAUACCAACAAAAGAGGCCAUUAUAAUAGAUUUUGGAAAUAAAAGUGCAACAUUCCUACCAGUUAAUCAUCACAAGAGAGAUAGUGAGGGGGACUGUGAUAAAAAUGUUGCAGUGCCAUAUCAGUUGUGCUUUAAACAUGAAAGCAAUCAAACAUGGAUAAUCUUAAAUACAGACACUAAAUUAGCCGAGUCAGAGAAUGGGUAUAUUGACUGGCUAAGAACAACUUUGUUGACAAAACUAGUCAAUUGGAGUUCUGAGAAAAAUCUCAGAACCUCAGUUACUUCCCUUAGAUUGGUCCCUGUCGACAGGUACAACCAACUCUACAACAGUCUCAAGGACAAAUAUGGCAGGAAGUUUGUCAAGAUAUGGCCAGAGAAAACAGAUCCACAGAAGUUUGUAUAUGAAGAUGUUGCUAUUGCCACUUAUUUAUUAAUCAUAUGGGAAAUACAAAGGAAGGAGCAAAAUCGUGAAGAAUUACAGAGUUUUGUGGACUUGGGAUGUGGAAAUGGAUUACUAGUUCAUAUUCUCCAGUCGGAAGGGCAUCCUGGUCUGGGGUUAGAUGUAAGGAAAAGAAACAUAUGGGACCUCUAUGGUGAUCAAACUAAACUGAAGGAAGAGAGUAUUACACCAUCAGCAGAGAGUACUUUCCCUGAUUUUGAUUGGCUUAUUGGAAAUCACAGUGAUGAAUUAACUCCGUGGAUUCCAGUCAUAGCUGCAAGGUCCUCCUAUAGGUGUAGUUAUUUUGUCCUGCCCUGCUGUCACUUUGACUUUGAUCGUAAGUUCAGCCAGAGGGAGGCUAACGAGAGUAACUACAGAUCGUACCUGAACUUUGUGCGUGAGGUCGGGGAGGUGUGCGGCUUCACUGUCAUGGAGGAUACUCUAAGAAUUCCAUCCACAAAACGAGUUUGUUUCAUUGGUAAAAACAGAAAUUAUAAGCCUGAAGAAAUCAACCUUGUUGAUGACAGAAUAGCAAACUACAUAAAGUUAAGAAGUUCAAGGUCAUUGUCAUCAGACAGUGAUGGCAUCCCAGCCAAAAAACAGAAGACAGACGAUGCCUGGUCAGUAGGAUUUACCCCACGGCCGAGUGAAGAGAAGUCACGUAACUGUAAAACUGUGGCUUCAGAGACUGUGAAUCACAUUGUGAGGACGGUGUUUGAUGUGUUACUAAACAGUCCAGACUGUGAGGAGAGGCAGUUAGAGGGGGGAAGGGUGUGGAGGAAAGGAGGCAAGAAGUGUCUUGGUGAUGUUGUGAAACUGUUUGAUAAGGAUGUCCUGAAACAGUUGAAGUCAGAGUGUGGUGGACUACAGACAUUGCUUAGGAACCACAAUAGUGUAUUUAAUGUGUCUGGCGGCUCAGUUCAAUUGAGGGAUCUGACUUUGGAUGAACCAUACAGCAAACACUCUAAGUUAUCAAAGAAGGAUAAAAGUCAACAUUUUAAAACUGUACAGUGCUGGUUCUAUAACAAUCACCCUGAUGGUUGUCCACUAACAGCAGAGAAAUGUCACUUUGCUCAUGGAAAACAAGACAUGAAAAUAAUGGAAACAGCCAAUAAAUAGCAUUGUUAAAGAUUUACUGUGUCAUUUGUUUUACAUUUGUUUUACUCAUU